Syzygium oleosum is the source of this 2215-nucleotide messenger RNA. RefSeq names its product protein NRT1/ PTR FAMILY 2.13. Gene Ontology annotation, molecular function: transmembrane transporter activity. The record is from RefSeq and is a predicted model, not a curated record. Bases 153 to 2078 code for a protein of 641 amino acids. The transcript is spliced from 5 exons. Lineage: Eukaryota; Viridiplantae; Streptophyta; Magnoliopsida; Myrtales; Myrtaceae. Gene Ontology annotation, biological process: transmembrane transport. Gene Ontology annotation, cellular component: plasma membrane.
CUGUGAUUAUUUAUACUCGGGUGGUGAGACUUCUUGGGAAGGGGGCCGACCGGGAAGAUCAUUCCAACUCACUAAAAUCUCCCAAGUUCCAGAAAAAAGUGUGUGUGGCUUAGGAUUGUUAGAGAGAUUAUAGAAGAAGAAGAACGAGAGAGAUGGGGUCUGAGGUUAACAACACUAGCACCAAGAAGCCUCCUUCAACUGCUUCUCUCUCCUUGCUUCUUUCCACCAAAUGCUUCCCUGUCAAACCUUCAUCGCCGCCGCCGGCACCGAAUUCUCCGGAGAACAAGGGCUCCGACGAAAUGAACGGGCAUGGGGCAGCUUCGCCGUGCCUCAGUGCACAGGCAGCCUCCGCCGCCGCCAUCCAAAAGAAGCCUGGUGGAUGGAAAGCCAUGCCUUACAUCUUAGGAAACGAAACAUUCGAGAGGUUGGCAACGUUUGGACUGCUAGCGAACUUCAUGGUGUACCUGGUCAGGGUGUAUCGCAUGGACCAGGUGACGGCCUCCAACGUCAUCAACAUCUGGUUCGGCAUCACCAACUUUGCUCCGUUGGUGGGCGCCUUCAUCUCCGACGCCUAUGCCGGCCGGUUCCGCACCAUCGCCUUCGCAUCCUUCGCCUCUUUUCUGGGCAUGCUGAUGAUGACCCUGUCGGCUUGGCUACCGCAGCUCCACCCUCCGCGGUGCACCGCCCCACCGCAGUCGAUGAGCUCCUCCCACCCGCCGUGCGUCAGCCCCACAGGAGGCCAGAUGGGGGUCCUCGUCCUGGGCCUCGGUCUCUUGUCCAUCGGCACUGGCGGGAUCCGGCCGUGCAGCAUCCCCUUCGGAGUCGACCAGUUCGAUCCUGCCACCGAGGAAGGAGUGAGAGGGAUCAACAGCUUCUACAACUGGUACUACGCGUCGUUCACGGUCGUGUUGCUGAUAACUCAGACGCUGGUCGUCUACAUCCAGGACUCGGUGAGUUGGGUCGUAGGUUUCGGGAUACCCACGAUCCUCAUGCUCUGUUCCAUCGUGCUCUUCUUCUUCGGGACGAGGAUCUACAUGCACGUGAAACCUGAGGGGAGCGUGUUCACCGAGAUCGUCCAGGUGUUCGCGGCAGCUUUCAAGAAGCGGCGGCUGAGGAUCCCGGAUGUCGAUGGUGGCGGGUCAGAGGUGGCGAAGGUGGCAUACUACGACCCACCGGCGCAGGAGGCGGCGUUACUGUCGAAGCUUCCGCUCACAGAUGAGUUCAGGUGCUUAAACAAAGCGGCUAUGAUCGUCGAAAACGACCUGACAGCCGAAGGCACUCCGACGAGCCGCUGGACUUUGUGCAGCGUCCAACGAGUAGAGGAGGUCAAGUGCCUUGUAAGGGUCGUGCCAAUUUGGGCUUCGGGCAUCGUCUCUUUCACGGCCAUGACCCAACAAGGCACGUUCACCAUCACUCAGGCCUUGACGAUGGACCGCCACCUCGGCCCGAGGUUCCAGAUCCCGGCCGGCUCGCUGAUGGUGAUGUCGUUCCUCACAAUCGGGCUGUGGAUCCCCUUCUACGACCGCCUCCUCGUGCCUGCCCUUAGGAAGGUCACCGGGCACGAGGGCGGGAUCACACUCCUCCAGAGGAUCGGGAUCGGGAUCGUCUUCUCGGUCCUGUCAAUGGCGGUCGCGGGCCUGAUUGAACAGGACCGGAGGGCCUAUGCUAAAUCGCACCCCCUCGCGCCGAUCUCGGUCUUCUGGCUGGCGCCGCAACUUGUCCUCAUGGGCUUUUGCGAGGCCUUCAACAUAAUUGGGCAGAUUGAGUUCUUCAAUCGGCAAUUCCCGGACAACAUGAGGAGCAUUGCGAAUUCCUUGUUCUUCUGCUCCUUUGCCGGCUCCAGCUACCUCAGUAGCCUGGUGGUCACGGUGGUGCACCGCGUGACCGGGAAAGAUGGUCAGCCCAAUUGGCUUGCGAACGAUCUCAACGUCGGGAGAUUGGACUGUUACUACUUUCUUCUGGCAGGAAUGGGGAUCGUGAAUUUUGUGUACUACUUGGUCGUCGCUCAUCGAUAUCGGUACAAGAGCACUCUACAGCAUAAUAAAGAUGUUGAGCUAAGUAGCGCGACGAAUGUAUAGAAGGAGAUAGAUUAUGUAGAUUUAGUAUAUAGAGAAGCGGAAUAAAUAAAAAUGUAACAGAGCUAUUAUAAGCUUAAUUUGCCUUAUUAGACCUACUUUAAUAUGGUCAUGAAACAGUUUGUAUUACAUUACACGUA